UAUUGUUCUUUAGCUCGCUCCGUUUGGUUCGGUUGGGUGGUGUUAUCUCGUUAGUCGUCGUGCAAGGCAGCACUAAACAGCGAAGGCAGUAGCAGCCAUUUUCCAAAGUGUGCGUGUUUACAAGAGAAAAAAAUUGGUGAAUUUUUAGCAUAUUUUACCCGAGACUAGCGUUAUAGUGAAAAUAAAUAGUUAGAAAAAUGGCUGGAGGAAAAGCUGGUAAAGAUUCCGGAAAAGCGAAAGCAAAGGCCGUUUCUCGCUCGGCGCGUGCCGGAUUGCAGUUCCCGGUCGGCAGAAUCCACAGGCACCUGAAGAAUCGUACCACCAGCCACGGACGCGUCGGAGCCACGGCUGCUGUUUAUUCCGCUGCUAUUUUGGAGUACCUCACAGCUGAGGUGCUGGAGUUGGCCGGAAAUGCGUCCAAGGAUCUGAAGGUCAAGCGUAUCACCCCGCGCCACUUGCAAUUGGCCAUCCGCGGAGACGAGGAGUUGGAUAGUUUGAUCAAGGCAACCAUCGCCGGUGGCGGUGUUAUCCCGCACAUCCACAAAUCGCUGAUCGGCAAAAAGGGCGGUCCCGAAUAACCUCCUUAAGCCUUACAAGGCUUCUGAUUGACCAAACACAAACACACAAUUACAGACACCUACACCUACACACAUGCUCCCCCCCUUUGUGCAGGAUAGCAAAUGAAAAAACAUGAUCAUUUUCACAGCUGUUUGAUUAAUCCAUAGAAGAAACCAUUACCCCGACAGACUAUAGUGGUGGAAUUACUUGACUAAUAUUGCCCGCGCAAACAGACAGAGGUAGAGAGCAAGUAUGGUCUUUAUUCUUAGUAGAGUACAAUAGGAAUGUUGUAUUGAUAAUUAACGGACAAGACAUUCUUGUGUGUUACUAUGUUUUAGUAAUAUCAAUGAUUAAACCAAUUGCGCCAGCGUAUAUUUGUAGCAUUUUUUCUUUCGCUAGAAAAAAUAGUCAACUGAAGAUCGUCAUAUAUUCCCUUCUUGUAUUUAAAUAUUGUCGUAUGCAGAUGUUAAUUGAAAAAAAAACUUGUUUUCUCGAAUCCUUUACCUGAAACGCAGACAACAUAUUCACGCUGAUGGGGGCGAUGAGAGAUGGUGAAAGGAAACAACAGCACUUUCAAAAUACAAUUUAAUUUUUAACGCAGAUUGAGAGAGAAAACUAAAACGAGAGAAAAAUCUAAAACCUAGAGAGUACAUAAGUUAAGUGCGUUUUUCUUAUUAUAUUUUCGAUGAAAAGUAAUAAAAUUUUACUACUAUUAAG
Messenger RNA from Sabethes cyaneus, 1275 nucleotides. It is a transcript of the gene His2Av, whose product is annotated as histone H2A.V. Gene Ontology annotation, cellular component: nucleosome. The record is from RefSeq and is a predicted model, not a curated record. Bases 198 to 578 code for a protein of 126 amino acids. Gene Ontology annotation, molecular function: structural constituent of chromatin; DNA binding; protein heterodimerization activity. The transcript has 4 exons. NCBI's taxonomy places the organism in Eukaryota, Metazoa, Arthropoda, Insecta, Diptera, Culicidae.